AUGUCGAGGGUGGGUAUUUUACAGAGCGUGUACGACGGAAACAUACACAAGAAGAUCUCCGCGGCAGCCUACGAUUCAAACUUGCAUACCACAUACACCCAAAUCCCCCAGCAGACACCAAAGCCAACGUUCAACCCCGAGAAGCACUUGCAAUACUACGCCACCUCCACCGGUAAAGCGCAAUAUGACGAGACAAAGAGAAUCACGAUGGCGCAACUCGGGCACGGCUCGAAACCCAACCAGAUCAGCCCCAUUGGAGUCAGCGAUCCGUUCCCGCUUUUCACCCAGGAGGCCGUUGACAUUAUGAGGUCGGAGGUUUUGCAACGGGACAAUUUCUUGAAGUAUGCUCGCUACAGCUUCAACUCCACCUCAGGGUUAGAUUCCGUGGUGCGCGGAUACGUCAAGACGGAAGGGGUGGUUAAUUGCCCCUUUAUAUAUCAAGCUUGGACCCACCCAACGACCACUGAGUUGGUGUCGCGCAUGGCUGGCGUUGACCUUGAUGUGAUUAUGGACUACGAGAUUGCGCAAGUGAAUGUAUCGAUGCGGGAUCAGGAUACGGUAAUUGAAGAGGUGAAGAAAGUUGAGCGGAGUAUGAGUGAGGGCAGCAGUGAGAUUCCUGCUGUUGUGGGCUGGCAUCAUGAUUCCUACCCCUUUGUAUGUGUUUUGAUGUUGAGUGAGACCACCAACAUGAUUGGCGGCGAAACCAGUUUGCGCAUGGGCCAUGAUAUUAGCGGUGGUGGUGAUGGCAAUAUGUUUGGCAAAGUGGCCGUUGUGCCUGGUCCGCAACGCGGGUCAGCUUGCGUGUUGCAAGGCCGCCUAAUCGAGCACAUUGCCCCCGCUCCUCAAGGUGUAAGCGAGCGUAUCACGAUGGUUACUUCGUACCGCGCUCGCGGGGCUAGUUUGCCCGAUACCAGCGUCUUGGGCACUGUUAAACCCGAAGUCAAUUUCGGGUCGAGGUAUAACGAGUUUUACCAGGAAUGGAUUGGCUAUAGAGCCGAUUUGAUGAAGGACAAGUUGGACUUGAUCAAGACCAAUUGUCGUGGCAAGGCGGGCAAUGGCAAGUUUGACAAGACCAAAACUAUCGAGGCAUUAAAGGAAGUGGAGGCGUAUUUGAAAACGACCUACGAGGAAAUGGUGUUGACCCCGGAGGAAGAGGCAAAGAUGUACAGAAAGGGUUCGAUUGUUUAG
Molecule: messenger RNA, 1188 nt
Organism: Lodderomyces beijingensis
Lineage: Eukaryota; Fungi; Ascomycota; Pichiomycetes; Serinales; Debaryomycetaceae
Source: the annotation of a GenBank genome assembly